Messenger RNA from Erinaceus europaeus (western European hedgehog), 627 nucleotides. Its product is annotated as guanine nucleotide exchange factor subunit RIC1-like. The record is from RefSeq and is a predicted model, not a curated record. The transcript is spliced from 3 exons. The annotation marks the transcript as partial. NCBI's taxonomy places the organism in Eukaryota, Metazoa, Chordata, Mammalia, Eulipotyphla, Erinaceidae.
UACCUAUCCAUCCACUCAUCCAUGUAUCUAUCUACCUAUCAUCUACUUACCUAUCUAUCCACUCAUCUAUCUAUCUAUCUAUCUAUCAUCUACUUACCUAUACAUCCAUCCACUUAUCCAUGUAUCUAUCUAUCAUCUACUUACCUAUCCAUCCACUUAUCCAUGUAUCUAUCUACCUAUCAUCUACUUACCUAUCUAUCCACUCAUCCAUCUAUCUCCUACUUACCUAUCCAUUUAUCUAUCAAUCACCUACUUACCUAUCCAUCCACUCAUUCAUCUAUCUAUCUAUCUAUCUAUCUAUCUAUCUAUCUCUAUCUCCUAUUUACCUAUCCAUCCACUCAUCCAUCUAUCAAUCUAUCUAUGUAUUCAUCCACUCACCAUAUAUCCAUCUAUCACCUACUUACCUAUCCAUCCACUCAUCCAUCUAUCAAUCUAUCUAUGUAUCCAUCCACUCACCAUUUAUCCAUCCACUCAUCCAUCUAUAUCUAUCUAUCUAUCUAUCUAUCUAUCUAUCUAUCUAUCUAUGAAAUGGCAGUGUGUGUGUGUGUGUGUGUGUGUGUGUGUGUGUGUGUGUGUGUGUGUGUGUGUGUGUUGAGUGUGUCUGGGGUCUUUUGCCUCUUUCCAUGA